Dimorphilus gyrociliatus is the source of this 1501-nucleotide messenger RNA. The record is from the annotation of a GenBank genome assembly. NCBI's taxonomy places the organism in Eukaryota, Metazoa, Annelida, Polychaeta, Dinophilidae.
UAUGGAACCAAGUUAUAGAUGUAAAUUACCACCUAAUACACUUCCCAAUGAAAGUAUACCCAUAUCCGAAGAUGGUAAUGGAUUGGACAAGUGUUCAGUCUAUACGAAUUAUAGUAACGCAGAUUUGACCAAUAAAACUGAAAAGUGCCCUAAUGGAACAUCUUUCAGCGGAUCAGUUUUUUCUAUUGUAAAUGAGUGGGAUUUAACCUGUGAUAAGGCCUAUUUGGUUGAAUUGUCACAAACUAUAUUAGUGGUUGGCGUAAUUGUUGGAGCGAUGCUCUGCUCGAGUCUCAGCGAUAGAUUUGGGAGGAAAGUCGUCUUUCUUUCAUCCAUGUUAGCUGAAUCGGUACUUGGAUGCCUUGUAACAUUUAUGCCCAACUAUUACUCUUUCGCAGUUGUAAGAUUCUUUAUUGGAGUCGUCCAACAAGGAAUGGUAGUUGCCGGGUUCGUUUAUCUUUGCGAAAUAUUUCCAGCCUCAAAAAGGACCAUACCAGCUCUCUUUAUGCAGAUUUUUUGGGCCAUUGCCAUAUGUGUUCUAUCUUUAAUUGGAUAUUCAGAAAGAAAUUGGAAAAAUUUCAUGUACAUCAUUAGUGUGCCGUUAUGCGUUGCUCUUCCAUUAUUUUGGUUCCUACCGAGUAGUUUGCCUUGGUUAGUUGCGAAGAAGAGGUACGAGCAAAUUCAAAAUUACGUCAACAAGGUUGAAAAAUAUAAUAGGAUAGCAUUGCCGGAAGAUCUGCAAAACGUUAGGAAAUCUUAUGAGGGUAAAGGAAAUGAGGCUCUCAUUAAGGGUGGUGAUGAUUCUUCAAACUAUACAAUAUUGGAUUUAUUUAAAUCUAGCAAAUUGAGAUUAAACUGUCUUAUCAUGUGUUAUAUAUGGUGCGUAAAUUCUUUGGUUUAUUACGGAUUAUCGUUAAGUACUUCGAGCUUGGCCGGUGAUCCUUACCUGAAUUUUUUCCUCUCCGGUUUGGUUGAGAUACCUGCUUAUAUAGUAUCGGCAUUUGCCCUUCAAUACUUCGGACGACGCUGGCCAAUUUGUAUAUUUCACACAAUAGCUGGAAUGUCUCUUCUCAUUGCCAUAUUCCUACCCGGAGGUAGAGCUGAGACUGUUCUGUCCAUGAUAGGAAAGUUUGGAAUAACAGGAUCUUUCGGCUGUAUAUUCCUUUGGACACCGGAAAUAGUUCCUACUACACUUCGAAGUCAGGGAAUAGGUAUUGCCUCCGUAGGCGGUAGAGCAGGGAAUAUUGUAGCUCCAUUUUCUUCCUACGUUGUUAAAGUUAUACCAUGGCUACCAGGAGUUAUCUUUGGCGGCAUGUCCCUAGUAGCAGCUGUUUUAACGCUAUUCUUACCUGAAACUCUAAACAGACCACUUCCUCAGACGAUAGAAGAGGUUGAGGGAUGGACAAGAACUUUAACAAAAGAAGAAAAGAUGAAAGCAAAAGCUAGGGAAUUAGGUAGGAAUGAGGAAGAAAUGAAAGAAUUUCAAAAGCCAAUAGAUACCUAA